Messenger RNA from Pneumocystis jirovecii RU7, 666 nucleotides. RefSeq lists its product as uncharacterized. The record is from RefSeq and is a predicted model, not a curated record. Gene Ontology annotation, molecular function: protein binding. The transcript has 3 exons. NCBI's taxonomy places the organism in Eukaryota, Fungi, Ascomycota, Pneumocystomycetes, Pneumocystales, Pneumocystaceae. The coding region runs from base 1 to 666 and encodes 221 amino acids. Gene Ontology annotation, biological process: post-translational protein targeting to endoplasmic reticulum membrane.
AUGGAAGCAGAAAAGUGUUUUGCACGAAGUUUUUUGCAGCAAUUAGAGCAAAAACCAGUAAAAUUUUCAGAAGAAUUCAUUGCACCGCUUUCACGCCUUGAUAUAGUACCUCAAGAGGUAAUUUUGAAUGAAAAAAAAAAAUUGACAAAAAUACAGUUAAAUUUACCAGAAAUAAAUCUUCCUCAAUGGGACGGUUUAAAUGAAGUAGAAAAAAGAGAUUCAGAACAGAUUGAUAUUACAAUUAAAACAUUAAGAGGACCUAAAAAAACUACUAAUAUUAAAGCUCGACACUCAGAUACGAUAUAUUGUAUCAAAAAAAGUGUUUCAAAUGCGUUUAAUGUUGAUUUAUCUCAAAUUCGGCUUUUGAACAAGGGAAAAGUGCUUAUGGAUACAAAAUUAGUAUCAGACAUAUUAGAAUCAAAUCAAACAAAAGCACUGCUUCAACUUAUGAUUAUGGAAAAGAAGGUACCAGCAGAGAAGACACAAAUCUCAUGUAAAAUAACUGAACCAACAACUACAACACAAAACGAAACAGUUCAAUUAUUGAAGCUAGAUACAUCUUUUUGGGAAGACUUAAAGGCAUUUCUUUCAACAAAAUUAGACAGUAAUACUUGCCAUGCAUUAUAUAACAUUUUUAAACAAGCAUAUGCAAAUACUAAAACUUAA